Messenger RNA from Alternaria triticimaculans, 711 nucleotides. RefSeq lists its product as uncharacterized. Lineage: Eukaryota; Fungi; Ascomycota; Dothideomycetes; Pleosporales; Pleosporaceae. The record is from RefSeq and is a predicted model, not a curated record. Bases 1 to 711 code for a protein of 236 amino acids. The transcript has a single exon.
AUGACCAGUCAGGAAGCCGAGACGAGUUUCAAGAGAUUUAGCGCACUCGACGCCCUGCUCUGGCCGGAGGCCAUCAACAACACAACUAUCAGCUACAUCGCCAGGGGCGAAUUUGGGCUUACCAGCGGCCAGAGCAUCAACCUCAACUUCAUAUUGGGCGACGAAAAAGGUCUCGAUGAUGUUAAGAUUAACAUGAGAGGUCUCGUGCGCUUCCUGAGCAGCAUGUCCAUACUCAAAGCCAAUAUGUGGUCGACCAUCAAGAUCAUUAUAAAGGACAACGAAGGAAACGAGAGGGCAUGCUGCGAAGUACCGAUAGAGAAGCUAAGACAAGCCGUCUUCCUCUUCUUCACCGACCUCCUCCGCGACAGCAUCUAUGCUCGUGAGCGCCAACAUUACACACCCAACAUACGCAUCAACGGCUUCGGCGCCAUCCUCAAAUGUAUUGAGAAACCGCACGAGUUUCGUUGCACAAGAGCAACCAAAUGGAAGUCCGACGUGAGCAGCAAUGCUGUGCGUGGCUUUUCGGGAGGCCAGAAGUUGAAACUUGCUUCGGUGGCUGAUGUCAUUCGGCGGCGCGCAGAGCUGAUGGACUUUGCGUGUCCGAUAGAUAGGCGCGACGAGUGCUUGAUACAUGCUUGGGACGAUUUGAGGCGGUGUGUGGAGGUCGGUUGGGGCAGUCUUGAUGAUGCGCUAAAGAAGAUGAGGCGUUGA